This is a messenger RNA of Girardinichthys multiradiatus, 1854 nucleotides long. RefSeq names its product ubiquitin-conjugating enzyme E2D 2 (UBC4/5 homolog, yeast) (gene ube2d2). Gene Ontology annotation, biological process: ubiquitin-dependent protein catabolic process; protein polyubiquitination. Gene Ontology annotation, molecular function: ubiquitin conjugating enzyme activity. The record is from RefSeq and is a predicted model, not a curated record. NCBI's taxonomy places the organism in Eukaryota, Metazoa, Chordata, Actinopteri, Cyprinodontiformes, Goodeidae. Gene Ontology annotation, cellular component: nucleus. The transcript is spliced from 7 exons. Bases 266 to 709 code for a protein of 147 amino acids.
CUUGUUGCAGCUCGCAGGAACGCAGGCAGGCCGCAGUGAUUUGGUAGCCGCUGCAGUAGGAGGAAGGACCGCGGUUCUACCCCUUCUAUCUUUCAGUUUCGCCUCAGAUAUUUUCUCGGUGGCUCAUUUUGGUAACAGGCGGUGACCCGUGUAUGUAGAGACGGUGUUUUAUGAAUCGCUGAGCUGUAGUUUUCACCAGCGGACGAAGUGUUUCCAAUCGCCAUUUUAAUCGCACGUUUUCCCUGACAGAAGCGCUAGCACAACAAUGGCUCUGAAAAGAAUUCACAAGGAGUUGAAUGACUUGGCUCGGGACCCUCCAGCCCAGUGUUCUGCAGGACCAGUAGGAGAUGACAUGUUUCACUGGCAAGCCACAAUAAUGGGACCUAACGACAGUCCUUACCAGAGCGGGGUUUUCUUCUUGACCAUACACUUCCCCACAGACUACCCCUUCAAACCGCCAAAGGUUGCAUUUACCACAAGAAUCUACCACCCAAAUAUCAACAGCAACGGCAGCAUUUGUCUUGACAUCCUGCGAUCACAGUGGUCUCCAGCUCUCACCAUCUCCAAAGUUCUUCUGUCUAUCUGCUCCCUGCUGUGUGACCCAAACCCGGACGACCCCUUAGUACCCGAGAUCGCCCGCAUCUACAAGACUGACAGGGAAAAGUACAACAAAAUAGCCCGGGAAUGGACACAAAAGUAUGCAAUGUAGUGCUGGGGUAGAAACAUGGCCAACCACCUCUACAACGCAAGGCUAGGGGAGAUUCAGAUGUAAAGAGUAAAACAAAUACAAAACCAUACAAACAAAUGAGAAGUUUAAAAUACGAUCCUGUUGGUUUCCAUUGGAGUGCUUUCUUUGAGCCAUGCCCCUCCUUCACCACAGUAGCUGUAAAACUCCCUCUGCCCCACCUCCCUCUGUUUGACUGCCCCCUCCUCCCUCCAGUGUACAGACCGUCAACUUUAAGAUAUUAAAUGUCCCUCCUGACCAGACGCAUCCCAUCUCCUCACUACUUUGUUCGGUUGCAUUUCGACAUCCAAGCAGGCUGGGCUGUCGCCAACCCCCCAUAUCCCUUUUAUUCCUGCAUGCCUGCAUCCUUACCCAUCUUUAAAAGCAUUCCUGUGAGCAACUAUAACACUUUCAGGGGAUCUUUGUGUUUUUCCCUUUUUGUUUUUAGGGGGAAGGAGGAGAAAAAGGAGGGAUUUUUACAGUUCACCUUAUCUUGUUUCGUUCAUAUAAUUUCCAUCUGCAACAGUGAUUCAAGAAUGCAAUUUUUACGAGUCAAAGGGCACUCUGUAUUUUAUUAAAUGAACACAUAAGUCAUUACAGGCGGUGUAUAAUGGAAAAAUGCUCAUGGCCUAUUUUCUGCUCCUGUUGGAUUCUAUGAAAGGACUUGAAUUUAUUCACACCACAUACUCCUCAUUCUCCCUACCCCUUUGACCCCCCCCGUUCAACCAAGUGAAACCCUUCAUACACACAUGGACACACACACACACACACAUGCACGUACAGCUGUAACCCUGUCACCACCACCUUUUCGUUGCUCUCAAAGAGGAGGUUCUGGACCAGCUAUUUAAGCAAUUCAUCUUAGUUUUACCUGUGUUUUUAUUUUCUUCCCAUAUUUCUUUAGGUUGCUUCUUUCCUUCUCUAUUUUUAUUUUUGUUUUACCCCCUCCCCAUAUCUUUUUGCUAUUGUCAAAUUAGCGGCUAACAUCUAAAAUGGCUAUGGGACUGGCUUGGGCUCUGGGUGCGAGGAGAACCCACUCUUCUUGCACAAAACCUCUGUAUAUUGAAUUACCUGAGAGGCUCGUUGAGCUUUGUGUGUUGAUUAAACUGUGUAAUAAAAACCUCUGACUCCUG